Talaromyces rugulosus is the source of this 303-nucleotide messenger RNA. RefSeq lists its product as uncharacterized. Bases 1 to 303 code for a protein of 100 amino acids. The record is from RefSeq and is a predicted model, not a curated record. NCBI's taxonomy places the organism in Eukaryota, Fungi, Ascomycota, Eurotiomycetes, Eurotiales, Trichocomaceae. The transcript has 2 exons.
AUGGAAGAUUCGACAGUACUGCGGUUGAAGCGCAGAAGGGUUCUUGCCAGAAUCAAGGGAAAAGGCGCUGCCGACCGCCCAACCAGCGCCGACGCUGGCCCUCCCUCUACGAGCCCUGCCCGUGCGACUCAAAAGGUUUACGCUGCAAGCCAGGGCGUUGCAUCGGCCCCAGGCGAAUGGCUGGAGGGUUGGUUGUCCGGCCUGAUUGGCGUUCCGGACCCGAUCGCCCGUUCGCAGACGUUAAACAAUGCUAAUUCUCGCGUGAGAAAACUGGAGCAGGCCAGCCCCGAUGGCAAAAAAUAG